Entamoeba invadens IP1 is the source of this 1146-nucleotide messenger RNA. RefSeq lists its product as hypothetical. Bases 1 to 1146 code for a protein of 381 amino acids. The record is from RefSeq and is a predicted model, not a curated record. NCBI's taxonomy places the organism in Eukaryota, Evosea, Mastigamoebida, Endamoebidae. The transcript has a single exon.
AUGUCCAGCUUCCGCGUCGACAAAGGGAUUUCUAAAUUUUUCAAGGCCGCCUACGAAAAACAAAAACUUGAGGAGUUCAAAGAUUCUUUCUUCCCUCCAGAUCCAAGCGUUGUCUAUUUCCACAACAGCUCCCCACAGUCUGAGAAAACACCAGAGCAGUACUUUGUCAACUACUCGAAGUAUUUCGCAAACAUCUGUUUCAGCACUUAUCCUGUGAUGAACAACCAGAAAUUCGGGAAACCAAUAGCAGACUUCACGCAGACAGACGUCUACAAAAAUAUGGCGAUCAUGUCGAUUGCGGACGGCUGCGGGAUGGGGUCCAGACCCGCGAAAAGCGCACACGUCGCGUGUGAGAAGUUUGCCGAGUACGUAUCGUCGGAGGCGGUCAAGGAAAAAACACUGGGCCGAGUUCUCCGUGUGAUGAGUGACGCGAUGGCUUAUGUUCAGUGCUCAAUUCUUGAAACGGAAGAAACUUCUAUGGACGCGGGACUCACCACUUUCCAGGCCGUUGUGGUGCUUCGGACUGACCAAAUGACUUACGCUGUUCUGUAUAUUUCAUUGGGAGAUUGCAGAGGUCUUUUGGUGCACCGUUCGUCUGAAAAAAUCGAAGAGUUAGUCGAGGGGUACGUUUCACGAGUCGAUGUAAAAACGACUGGGGGGAGACUUGGGCCAGUCGAGGGAGAUUUACCUGAGUUGGAUAAUUACAGGUGUGGAAUUCGAUUUGUACACCCAGGGACUUCAGUGUUAUUGAUGACUGAUGGUAUUUGCGACAACUUUGACAUUCGAAUGUUUGUGGAUAAGCCAAGCGAGUGUGGCUUGAGUGGAAACGAAUGGCUUGACGAAGACGUACAACACCAAGAAAGACGAAAGAGUGAAUUUUUCUCGAAAAUGGUUGAGAUGUAUUUGGAGCCAUCGUUGGUGCAGUUGUGUGAAAACGUUUACGACUUUGUUGUCGAGAGAACACAAAAGCAACGAACACUGAAAAUAGAGGCUUCAAAGACCAAAACUAAAAUUCCAGCGAGCCAGUCAUUGCACGGGAAAAUGGACCAUUCCACACUCACGGUCCUUGUACUCAACGAUGGGCUCUUUAACAGAUGCCAAGUCGAACCACUUGAACUUGAAGUACCAGCCGAUAUGAAAAUUUAA